AGGGGGUGAAACAGUUGAUAACUUUAGGGUUAUAUUCUCCUAACCUUUAUCUGUAGCCAUAAACAAAUAGUCAUGUAGAUAGCAGGAACAUACAUCAUCUUGAAUCCAGCAGUUGAGCAGUCCACCUCCAGACGAUGACCAUGAAGAUCCGUGUGAAGCAAACUUGUUUUUUAAUGUUUGUUUUAUCCCUCUGCGCUUCUGCAGAUCUCCACGCACCGCAAGUCCACACUAAGCUCGGGAGCCUGAGAGGAGAGUAUCUCAGCGUAAAAGGCAAGGAGACCGGGGUCCACGCCUACCUGGGCAUCCCGUUUGCCAAGCCUCCCCUGGGCCCCUCCCUUAGACUGGCUGCACCUCAGCCUGCAGAAGGAUGGGAAGGAGUGAGAGAUGCCACCAAGCAGCCACCCAUAUGCAUUCAAAGUAGAGAGAUUUUAUUGGAUUUAGCUGAAAAAUUUGGUGAGUCGUUGAUGGAGCUCCCAGACACUUCAGAAGACUGUCUUUACCUCAACAUUUACACUCCUGCAGGCAAAGCUCCUGACGCCAAGCUCCCUGUCAUGGUGUGGAUCCAUGGUGGUGGCUUUGCUUUGGGGUCUGCUUCAACGUAUGAUGGCUCUGCCAUGGCUGCCUACCAGGAUGUAGUUGUGGUUCUGAUCCAGUACAGAUUGGGCAUUUUGGGCUUCUUCAGUACUGGAGAUGAGCACGUCUCUGGGAACUUUGGCCUGCUGGACCAGAUUGAAGCUCUGAGGUGGAUCAAAGAGCACAUUCACAACUUUGGAGGAGACUCAGAUUUAGUAACUAUAUUUGGGGAGUCUGCUGGUGGAAUGAGUGUAUCCCUUCUGCUUCUCUCACCAUUAUCUGAUGGUCUAUUCCACCGUGGUAUUGCUGAGAGUGGUACUGCUGCAAUGGACUCAAUUGUGGGAGGUGAUCCUGUACCAGUGAUGCAGAUGGUUGCAAAUGCAUCAGGCUGCAGCCUUGAAAGCACAGAGAAGAUUGGUGAAUGCAUGAGAAGCCUGGAUAUUGAUACCAUAAAGACAUUUACAACUGAUCCUAGUGUGAGAACCAUUGUAACUGUUGAUGGACACUUCUUGAGAAAACCUGUACGUGAGCUGUUCGAUAAACACGAGCUCCUCACUGUGCCAUUCAUGACGGGCAUCAAUAAUCACGAAGGAGGAUGGUUGCUUCCUAGUUAUUUAGCUCCUCAAAACUGGACUGAAGGAAUGGACCGGGAACAUUUUGUGAACUUUAUAUCCAUGUUCUACCCUGAUCCCAAAGAUGCAUUUACCAGAGAUUUGAUUGCAAAUGAAUAUGUUGGAACUGGAGAAGACAGAGUGAGAAACAGAGAUGGAUUCACUGAGGUGAUUGGAGAUAUGUUUUUUACCAUUCCAGCCAUUGAAGCUGCAAAUGCUCACAGAGAUGCAGGCGCCCCUGUGUACUUGUACGAGUACCAGUAUCCUCCCAAAACUCUGCAGAAAAUAAGACCGAGCUUUGUUAGAAGUGACCAUGGCGACGAGAUCUUUACGGUGCUGGGAUGGUGUUUCACAACUUCCCAUGUGACAUUUUCUGACGGAUGCUCUGAAGAGGAGGAAAAGUUCAGCAGAACCAUGAUGAGCUACUGGGCCAACUUUGCUCGUACUGGGUCUCCCAAUGGGGAUGGACUUGUACACUGGCCAAAGUAUGGGACAGAGGAAGAAUACCAGAUCAUUGAUUUAAAGGAGCAGAUAACAGGUCGGCACCUGAAGAAAGACAAGUUUGUAUUUAUGACUCAGAUCCUCCCUGAAAAGAUCAAACUACAUGAAGAGAGCGAGGAGCGCAGCGAGUUGUUCAGCGUCUCAGCAAUCAAGUCCAGCCGAGUCUCACGGCAGAAACAGCACAUCUCAGGAAUAUUAUCAGCUGAUGAGUCCCACAUCCAUCCAGGCGAUGUGACGGGGACGCUAUGGAUCCUCCGCCGCCGCCGCCUGCGCGGCGCCGGCCCGCGUGUGUCGGCUCACAGCCCCGCCAGCCAGAGCCCGAGGGGACCUCUCCUGCGUCGUUCUCGGCUGAGAGUUGAGGAAAUCCUCCGCUUCUCUGGGGUUGUUGAAGACACGAUAAUCCGAACCAUCCUUGACUUUGAGGGUCGCUGGAUAGAGGAGGAAAAAUUCAACCCCUCUCUCGCGCGCGGUGUCCAUCGCCUGGGUGAAAGCCUGACGCCGCUUGACUGUGUGAUUACUAUAAUCGGCGGCAAAUCUCACUCUCCUGCCGUCAAUGGUGACCGGGUCUUUCCUCGCCGCCCGGAGAAUAUCCUGCCGUGUCGUGUAGCGGAGUACGUUGAAGAUGAGAGUGCGGGGCCGGUCUCCUGCAGGACGUCCAUUGUAUAUGCGGUGGGCCCGCAUGAUCUCCGGUUGCCCAGGCUGAAGAGACGGGAACCACUUCGGGAGUGUGCGGUUCAGCGUCUAUUCCUGUCCUCCAUGUCCGCCAUCUUGAGUUCCAGUGCGCCCAGCGCCGCCUCGUGGUUUGCAACCGUCCUCGAGUUAUCAUUGACGGUGCUUUUCAGAGUCAAAAACGGGGAGACGACCAUGGAGAUCCGUGUGAAGCAAACGUGCUUUCUAAUGUUUGUUUCAUCCCUCUGCGCUUCUGCAGAUCUCCACGCACCGCAAGUCCACACUAAGCUUGGGAGCCUGAGAGGAGAGUAUGUCAGCGUAAAAGGCAAGGAGACCGGGGUCCACGCCUACCUGGGCAUCCCGUUUGCCAAGCCUCCCCUGGGCCCCUCCCUUAGACUGACUGCACCUCAGCCUGCAGAAGGAUGGGAAGGAGUGAGAGAUGCCACCAAGCAGCCACCCAUAUGCAUUCAAAGUAGAGAGAUUUUAUUGGAUUUAGCUGAAAAAAUUGGUGAGUCGUUGAUGGAGCUCCCAGACACUUCAGAAGACUGUCUUUACCUCAACAUUUACACUCCUGCGGGCAAAGCUCCUGACGCCAAGCUCCCUGUCAUGGUGUGGAUCCAUGGUGGUGGCUUUGCUUCGGGGUCUGCUUCAAUGUAUGAUGGCUCUGCCAUGGCUGCCUACCAGGAUGUAGUUGUGGUUCUGAUCCAGUACAGAUUGGGCAUUUUGGGCUUCUUCAGUACUGGAGAUGAGCACGUCUCUGGGAACUUUGGCCUGCUGGACCAGAUUGAAGCUCUGAGGUGGAUCAAAGAGCACAUUCACAACUUUGGAGGAGACCCAGAUUUAGUAACUAUAUUUGGGGAGUCUGCUGGCGGAUCUAGUGUAUCCCUUCUGCUUCUCUCACCAUUAUCUGAUGGUCUAUUCCACCGUGGUAUUGCUGAGAGUGGUACUGCUGCAAUAACACCGCUUGUGGGAGGUGAUCCUGUACCAGUGAUGCAGAUGGUUGCAAAUGCAUCAGGCUGCAGCCUUGAAAGCACAGAGAAGAUUGGUAAAUGCAUGAGAAGCCUGGAUAUUGAUACCAUAAAGACAUUUACAAGUGAUCCUAGUGUGAGAACCAUUGUAACUAUUGAUGGACACUUCUUGAGAAAACCUGUACGUGAGCUGUUCGAUAAACACGAGCUCCUCACUGUGCCAUUCAUGACAGGCAUCAAUAAUCACGAAGGAGGAUGGUUGAUUCCUAGUUAUUUUGCUCCUCCAAACUGGACUGAAGGAAUGGACCGGGAACAUUUUAUGAACUUUAUAUUCAUGUUCUACCCUGAUCCCAAAGAUGCAUUAACCAGAGAUUUGAUUGCAAAUGAAUAUAUUGGAACUGGAGAAGACAGAGUGAGAAUCAGAGAUGGAUUCACUGAGAUGAUUGGAGAUAUGUUGUUUAACAUUCCAGCCAUUGAAGUUGCAAAUGCUCACAGAGAUGCAGGCGCCCCUGUGUACUUGUACGAGUACCAGUAUCCUCCCCAAGCUCUGCAGAAAAAAAGACCAAGCUUUGUUAGAAGUGACCAUGGCGAUGAGAUCUUUACGGUGCUGGGAUGGUGUUUCACGACUUCCCAUGUGACAUUUUCUGAUGGAUGCUCUGAAGAGGAGGAAAAGUUCAGCAGAACCAUGAUGAGCUACUGGGGCAACUUUGCUCGUACUGGGUCUCCCAAUGGGGAUGGACUUGUACACUGGCCAAAGUAUGGGACAGAGGAAGAAUACCAGAUCAUUGAUUUGAAGGAGCAGGUAACAGGUCGGCACCUGAAGAAAGACAAGUUUGUAUUUUUGACUCAGAUCCUCCCUGAAAAGAUCAAACAACAUGAAGAGAGCGCGGAGCGCAGCGAGUUGUAGAGAUGUAGAGCAGCCACAUCUUACCAUGGCCCUGAAAUGAAUGAGCUCUGAAAAAGAUUAUCUUACAUGAGUCUCUAACACUUGCAUCUGAAUGUAAAACACACUCAAACUCUUGUAAAUAAAUAAAUAAAAAUUGAUGUGAUAAAAGGA
Cololabis saira (Pacific saury) is the source of this 4379-nucleotide messenger RNA. It is a transcript of the gene ces2b, whose product is annotated as carboxylesterase 2b. Bases 135 to 4229 code for a protein of 1364 amino acids. Gene Ontology annotation, molecular function: hydrolase activity. The transcript has 29 exons. NCBI's taxonomy places the organism in Eukaryota, Metazoa, Chordata, Actinopteri, Beloniformes, Belonidae. The record is from RefSeq and is a predicted model, not a curated record.